Molecule: messenger RNA, 1131 nt
Organism: Saccostrea echinata
Lineage: Eukaryota; Metazoa; Mollusca; Bivalvia; Ostreida; Ostreidae
Product: alpha-1,6-mannosyl-glycoprotein 4-beta-N-acetylglucosaminyltransferase-like
Exons: 1
Coding region: 1-1131 (376 amino acids)
Biological process (GO): protein N-linked glycosylation
Molecular function (GO): acetylglucosaminyltransferase activity
Source: RefSeq, a predicted model, not a curated record
AUGUCAGGAUUCCUUACAAUCGGAAUACCCACAGUUUGUAGAAAGAAGCAACAGUACAUCCUAAAUACACUAGACUCUGUGAUCAGUGGUCUCUCUAGAGGACAGAGACAAGAAGUGUUCAUUGUCAUCUACUUAGCAGAUCGAAAUGAGGCAUGCAGGCAAAAUACAGAGAUGGAAAUAAGACUUAAAUAUCCAAACUUUGUACGAACAUGUUUCAUUAGAUUUUUACGCCCACCCAACGUUUCGGUAUUCUACCCUCCUCUCAUAAAUAAGCCCGAAACUGAUUGUGACAAAAAACUAAUUUGGAGAUCGAAACAAAAUUUAGAUUUUGGUUUCUUACUUAUCCAGAGCCAGAAUUUAUCCUCUUAUUACCUUCAGUUAGAAGACGAUGUAAUAGCAGUCUCUAAGUUCUAUGGCGUUAUUAAAAAUACUAUCGAUCAGAGAGUCACUCAUUGGGUAUGCAUGGAGUUCAAUGAAUUAGGAUUUAUAGGCAAGCUGUUUCGAUCACGUGAUUUAAUGUCCUUGGCAACGAUGAUUGUAGAGUGGUACGAGCACACACCAGCUGAUGACACAUACAUUGAAUUCUAUAAAAGACAAAAACAAAAAUCAAGGAUUCUUAUUCAACCAACACUUUUUCAACACAUUGGUAUACACUCAUCUCUAGAAGGCAGAAUUCAAAAGCUCAAAGAUCCUUAUUUCGAAGGUGAUACUGAGAGCAGAGUAUCUGCAAUUAGAAACCCUUCAGCAAGUAUAACCACGUCUAUGAAAAUUGAUUUUCAACACCUUCCUAGGGAUUGCUAUGAAGGAUCUAGAGGAUUCUUUUUAACAUCCGAGCCAGUCGUAGCAGGAGACACAUUCUAUGUUUUAUUCUUAUCACUACAGAAUGUAUCAAGGAUAUUUGUACAAACGGGACUUGCUCUUGGAAAAGGACAUUUUCUGCGGGAAGGGGUGUUAGAAUUAGGUGGAGACUUUGAAUGCACAAAAAGAAUGUUCACAGUCAUUUAUCAGUUCAAUAUGGGAGUGAUUGACGCUGUUGUCAACAAAAACAAUGUGCGCUGUAUUCAGAUAAGGGUAAUAACCAGUCAAAACAAUUUACUCAUGAUUAAGGAAAUUUCCAUAUUUUCUGUAUGA